This is a messenger RNA of Naegleria fowleri, 576 nucleotides long. RefSeq lists its product as uncharacterized. Bases 1 to 576 code for a protein of 191 amino acids. Lineage: Eukaryota; Heterolobosea; Eutetramitea; Acrasida; Naegleriidae. The transcript has 3 exons. Gene Ontology annotation, molecular function: calcium ion binding. The record is from RefSeq and is a predicted model, not a curated record.
AUGGGAAAUUAUUUCAAAGUGAACUCUUCAACGAAACCUGAGAUUCCAAAACUUCCGAAAGAGCUGCUGGAAGAGUUGGAAAAGAGGCAUUACAAGUUUUUUUGUACAGAAUUUAAUGCACGCAUUGAUCAGUUUGUGAAUGCUUCACAAGUUACGAACAUUGCUGCGCUGCGAUAUAAUCCAUUCAAAAAGACAAUUGUUGAAUUAUUUUGUUCCGAUCCCGAAUCGGGUGCCAUGACUUUUAGAGAUUUUCUCGAUAUGUGUUCUGUAUUUUCCCCAAAGGCACCCAGAGAGGCCAAAAUUAUUGUCAUCUUCAUGAUCUUUACUGCAACCUCAAAGGAUAAUUUAUUAAGGCAGUCCGAUAUUGAAAAUGUUAUUGGAAGACUUGUUGGUGAUAACAUGAAAACCACCAUUGAUGUCAAAGACAAAAAGGAAAUCUCAUCCAUCUCGGGAGCAGCUGCUUGUGUGAUGAAAGAAGCCGAUUUAGACGACAGUGGAGAAAUUUCAUACAAGGAAUUUCAACGAUUGUGUAUGCAAUUCCGAGAAUUUGAUAAUUAUGUAUUCACUGUUAUUUAA